UCAACGGGCAUUUUUAGGAGUCCCUCUCCUAUCGCCGCAACACAAACACAAUGUUGUCUUCGAUUGGAGCCAUUUUCAAUUUCAAAAUGUUGAUUUACUCUACCCGGUUCAUUCAUCUUCACUGAAACACAACAAAUGAAAAUGCUCUCAUCUCGCGUUUUUAUUGUAACGGCUAAGUAAAAUCCCCAUUUUUGGGAUUAGAAAAUGUCCCAAAAUUUCCAUGGAUGGGAACCCUAACUCUUCCGAACUUCUCCGCCAAUUUCAAGCAGCUCUCAAACGCCCCCGACCUCCUGGUGGUGCCUCGCAACCCAAUAUCAUGCGGCCAAAACGUUCUGCUGCUGCUGAAGCAAAGGCAAUGGCCAUGAGUAAUUCUCAGGACUCUCAAUCCAGUCUGGAUCAAUCGGGGAAUCACUCCCUUUCUUUUCCAGAUGAAAUGAAGUGCUUGCGAAGCAGCGUGCCUGAAGCAUCAACCGGAAGCAAUCAAGAUUUGAAGCCCAAAAUAUUUCAGCAGGCAGAGUCUAAAAAGAGUUUGAUAUCCGAUGGAGGAAAAGUUUCUAUAUUGCCAAGGAGAACAAUAAUUACUCAAGAUCAUUUGCAUAAAUUCAAAAACUUUUUAAGCCAACCAGCUACACAAUCUUCUGUAGUUGGCCCCUCGUGUGCAACAACUACAUCAGUCCAUUCAAGUUCGGCUCCCAUGCUGAAUUCUUUAACCGGUUCUUCUCAUUCCCAUCCAAAUAGUGCCUCAAAUUUGGUUGCAAAAUGUUGUGGGAACCUUAAUCCUCGUCCAAUAACUCAUGGGGUUAUUAAGUCGGAAAAUACUAACCUAAAAGAAACCAAUAGAAUAUCAACAGAUCAAGCAACUACUGCAGUCCAAGCUUGUAGUUCACUUACUGAUGCUGAAUUGACAUUUAAGGAGAGCAACCCACCUAAAGAGCUGCAAGGAAGCGUUGCAAAGGAAACUAGUAUUUCGAAUAAUGUUGUUUCCUGUAAUGACCAUGCGUUAACUAAAGGAAAAGACUCUGCAGUUACUACCAACACACAGCCCGAGGCUCCAACUGUAUCUUCAGAAGUGAAGUUGGAGUCUUCAAAGUUAGGUAAAACAGAGAAAGAUAAAGCUGCUCGGAAAAUGACCUAUAACCCUGUUUCGUUUUUCAAAGUUAGUGGCAAGUUAUAUCAAAGGCUUGGAAGAAUAGGUACAGGAGGAAGUAGCGAGGUACACAAAGUGAUUUCAUCAGAAUGUACAAUCUAUGCGCUUAAAAAGAUAAAACUAAAGGGUCGUGAUUAUGCCACUGCAUAUGGAUUUUGUCAAGAGAUUGAGUAUCUAUACAGACUGAAAGGAAAAAGUAAUAUUAUACAGCUUAUAAAUUAUGAGGUGACUGACAAGGCUUUGCUUGAGGGAGUCAUGAAAGGCUCUUUCAACAAUAAGGGUGGUAAAGUCAAGGAUGAUGGAUUUAUAUACAUGGUGCUUGAACACGGGGAAAUUGAUUUGGCACAUAUGUUGUCUCAGAAGUGGAAGGAACUGGAUGGGUGCAACCAAACCAUAGAUGAAAACUGGCUUAGGUUUUAUUGGCAGCAAAUUCUUCAAGCUGUCAACACAAUCCAUGAGGAACGUAUUGUGCAUUCUGACUUGAAGCCUGCAAAUUUCCUCCUUGUCAAAGGUUCCCUCAAAUUGAUCGAUUUUGGAAUAGCUAAAGCAAUAAUGAGUGAUACAACAAACAUCCAGCGGGAUUCACAGGUUGGCACUCUAAACUAUAUGUCACCAGAAGCAUUUAUGUGCAACGAGAGUGAUGCGAAUGGCAACAUCAUAAAGUGUGGUCGGUCAUCAGACAUUUGGUCCUUAGGUUGCAUCCUGUAUCAAAUGGUAUAUGGGAGAACACCUUUUUCAGAUUACAAGACAUUUUGGGCCAAAGUCAAAGUGAUAACUGAUCCAAAACAUCAAAUUACAUAUGAACCAGUUUCAAACCCAUGGCUCGUGGAUCUUAUGAAGAAGUGUCUUGCAUGGGAUCGGAAUGAAAGGUGGAGAAUUCCUCAGUUACUCCAACACCCUUUUCUUGCUCCUCCAGUUUCAUGUCAUCCUUCUUUGUCCCAAGGUCAUACCUUUAAAUGGCUGCAACUUAUUACGGAAACUGGUACGCAUGAUCAAGAAGCUUUGCAGCUUUGUUGUCAGCUCCAACAGGUGCUUGGCGACCCCUUUAAGUUGGUAACUCCUGACAGUUUAGAUUCGCGAGACGGACAAUGCAAGUUGUUGUCCCGUAUAUCAGAACUCUGUUUUCAGCUGCAAGAACGAUUAGCGAAUUCUGAUAAAAAUUCUGAUAACAAGUAGUUAGUGGUUUUUGUUGGUGCUCAUUCCAAAUUCUUCUGGUUUCUAUUCUAUCUGUUUGUUUUUUAUACUAGUAAGUAGCAAACGAAGUUUUGGGAUCAUGCUAUCUCAUGUCUAAUUGAAGGUUUUGUAAAUAUUAAUUUAGAAUAUUGUAACAUAAAAGAGAUCAAUUUAGAAGGUACUAUGGAUGUAGGGUAAAAUAUCCAAAAUGAUGGUUUUGUCAAGAAAUUCUACAAAAUGAUGGUUAUAUAUCACGUUGAGUUCUUUGAUUCAUACUA
Lathyrus oleraceus (garden pea) is the source of this 2598-nucleotide messenger RNA. RefSeq names its product serine/threonine-protein kinase MPS1. The transcript is spliced from 6 exons. Gene Ontology annotation, biological process: protein localization to kinetochore; chromosome segregation; meiotic spindle assembly checkpoint signaling. The record is from RefSeq and is a predicted model, not a curated record. Gene Ontology annotation, molecular function: protein serine/threonine/tyrosine kinase activity; ATP binding; protein serine/threonine kinase activity. NCBI's taxonomy places the organism in Eukaryota, Viridiplantae, Streptophyta, Magnoliopsida, Fabales, Fabaceae. Gene Ontology annotation, cellular component: nucleus; kinetochore. The coding region runs from base 221 to 2323 and encodes 700 amino acids.